This is a messenger RNA of Microthlaspi erraticum, 876 nucleotides long. Lineage: Eukaryota; Viridiplantae; Streptophyta; Magnoliopsida; Brassicales; Brassicaceae. The record is from the annotation of a GenBank genome assembly.
AUGAAGAUAAUUAUCAAAACUUUGAAGGGGAUUCGCUUCAAGAUCCAAGUUAAACCCGAGCAUACGGUUGGUGAUGUGAAGGAGAUCAUAGAGACUAUGCUGGGAGAAGCAUAUCCUGCUGAAGAACAGGUGCUAAUUCAUAAAGGGAAAGUGCUUAAAGAUGAAACAACAACAAUGGAGGCUAACAACGUUUCCGAGAAAAGUGUUAUUGUCAUUAUGAAGAAUAAAGCUGCAUUUCUUGGAAAGUCAACUGCAUCUGCAUCUUCUUCUGGCCGUAAAUCUCAGGCUAAGGCAACGGCCCCUCCUUCGUCUUCAGUCACUCGAGUACGUGAAACUCCUCCAGAAGCAGUCCACAAGGGGUUUUUUUACUUGCCUGAGGGCCUGCCAAAUGAUGGGUCGCUUGAGUUUCUGCGCCACAUCGAGCAGUUCCAGUUUCUGAGACGUUUGGUGAGAUCAAACCCUCCUCUCCUAAAGGGAAUACUAAUGGAGAUGAGGAAACAAAACCCGGCAUUGUAUCAUAUGAUUAAGGACAACCAAGAUGACCUCGGACGCAUGCUAUUGGGAAAUCCCCUUCAAGGAAGAGCAGUUGGGAAGCAAAUGGCACAGCCUCAGGAACGCCGAUGUCGCAUCGACGACCUCCCAUUUUCUCGAAUCAAGAAACUCAACCAAGGAAGAGAUGGUGACAACGAAAUGGACCAGGAAUUUAAACGCGUAGCCACACUCACACCUGAGGAGUUUGAAUCAAUCAAACGGCUUGAAGCAAUUGGUUUCAAGAGAAGUGUUGUGUUGUGGGUGUUUUUCCUCUGCGACAAGAAUGAAGACUCGGCUGCAAUCUACCUUCUCGAACACAUGGACGAGCACGAGUUUCAGCAGUAA